Molecule: messenger RNA, 330 nt
Organism: Cajanus cajan (pigeon pea)
Lineage: Eukaryota; Viridiplantae; Streptophyta; Magnoliopsida; Fabales; Fabaceae
Source: RefSeq, a predicted model, not a curated record
AUGUGGGACGUUGUUGAGCAAAGAAACUACAUUCCCCUAGAUCAAGCUGGCAACAAGAAACCCAGAGCACAAUGGACUGAAGAGCAAAAGCAAAGAUUCGUGCUGAACUCCAAAGCACACAAUGCGCUCAUGUGUGCUCUAUCUGAAGAGGAAUACACUAAAGUUCACAGCUUCAGAAGUGCCAAACAAAUUUUACCCAGAAAAUGGAGACCACAAGUCACUACUUUCAGAGCAUCCAAAAAUAUGGAAAAUCUCUCUCUAGAGGAACUCAUUGGACUCCUUAAAGUUCAUGAGCUGGAGUUACAACAAGAUGAUGCUGGGAGAAAAUAG